Molecule: messenger RNA, 669 nt
Organism: Debaryomyces fabryi
Lineage: Eukaryota; Fungi; Ascomycota; Pichiomycetes; Serinales; Debaryomycetaceae
Exons: 1
Coding region: 1-669 (222 amino acids)
Biological process (GO): protein targeting to vacuole; retrograde transport, endosome to Golgi
Cellular component (GO): endosome
Molecular function (GO): phosphatidylinositol-3-phosphate binding
Source: RefSeq, a predicted model, not a curated record
AUGUUGGUCGAAAGAUAUGAGAAAAGGCAACAACAGGUUGCAUAUGAUAACGGAAAAUUCGUUGAAAUGAUUAAGGGAUUUCUGCUUUUAAAUGGAUCUCUUUAUCCUCAUUCGGAAGAGGAUAGCAGUAUAAUUGGUAACAAUAAUAAAGAUGAUAUGAAUUCUAUUAAUGACUCUUUGGAUCGUGUGUCAGGGUUUUUUAAUAAGUCGAGUCAAGUACUUAUCGAUGAAAGCUACGCCAUCAAUACAUCAGUGCUAGAAAAGUUCAAAAAUUACCUUGAUUAUUUAUAUUCAUUACAAGAAUUAUUUGAAAGAUCCAGGAAAUUACUGGCUAAUAAUAUUACGCAAUUGCAAAUCAGAAUCCAUGAUAAUGAGCAAAAAUACAAUAAAUUAAGUAGCGAUGACGCUGACAUUAAAGGAAGCGAGCUAGCUAAAUUAAGACAGGUCAUAAUUAAUGACAAGCAAGAAAUAUUUCAGCAACUAAACAAAGACUGGCUAAUCAAGGAUUGUGUCUUGGAAGAAUACUUGAUGUUUCAAGAGACGCAAUAUUUGAUUAGUGAAAUGUGGGUCGAAUGGUGCAAAGGUAGAUACAAAUUCCAAGAUAAAAUAUUUGAAUUGCAUGAUAACUUAAAUAAUGAAGUUGUCAAUGAUAUGCCUCUAUCGAGGUAA